AGAUGCUCAAGGAAUUUGUUUAUGGUUAGUGCUAACUGCUAACCUUUGGAUUACGCAACUUUUAUCACAAUGACAACCUUGUACCGCAGUGGGACUUUCAGAAGAACGAACGAUAGAUCCAGACUAGUUAUAACGUCAAUUAUGGGAAUGGUUUUAGGAUAUUUUAUUGGCAUUUCAUCUCCAUAUGUUUCUCUAACAAAGAUUAGUUUACCUUCAAAUCUUGUAUCAUCUCUAGCGUUUGGCGAUGACCAUCGUAGACCUUCUAUUGAACGCUUUUUUCCAGAGCAUCUUGUAACUCCACAGAUAUAUGUUCCAACAAAUCCUCGCGGUGCAGAGUCCUUGCCACCACGGAUUGUGGUCCCUGAAUCAGAUUUUUAUCUGAGAAGGUUGUGGGGUGAACCAAGUAAGCGUCAUUUGGACAUUUGCAUUAACAGAAAGGAGAAGCAUGAUCUAAUAAAGAAGCCAAAGUACUUGGUGACAUUUACUGUUGGUUUGAACCAAAAGGACAACAUUGAUGCAGCUGUUAAAAAGUUUUCAGAGGACUUUCAAAUUUUGCUUUUCCAUUAUGAUGGUCGAACAAGUGAGUGGGAUGAGUUUGAGUGGUCCAAGCGUGCAGUUCAUAUCAGUGUUAGGAAGCAGACCAAAUGGUGGUAUGCAAAGAGAUUUUUACAUCCUGAUGUAGUAGCUGCCUAUGAUUACAUAUUUAUAUGGGAUGAAGAUCUUGGAGUUGAGAACUUCAAUGCAGAGAAGUAUAUUAGACUAGUUAAAAGACAUGGUCUUGAGAUUUCUCAGCCUGGUCUUGAACCCAACAGUGGACUGACAUGGCAAAUGACUAAGAGGAGGGAUGAUAGAGAAGUUCACAAGAAUACUGAUGAGAAACCAGGCUGGUGCAGUAAUCCACGUUUGCCUCCUUGUGCAGCCUUUGUUGAAAUAAUGGCUCCUGUGUUCUCUAGAGAAGCAUGGCGAUGUGUUUGGCAUAUGAUUCAGAAUGAUUUGGUGCAUGGAUGGGGAUUGGAUUUUGCAUUGAGAAGAUGUGUAGAGCCUGCUCAUGAAAAAAUUGGCGUUGUUGAUUCGCAGUGGAUAGUACAUCAAUUUGUUCCUUCUCUUGGGAGUCAGGGUGAGACUGAGAAUGGCAAAGCUCCUUGGGAAGGGGUAAGAGAGAGGUGUACAAAUGAGUGGGCUAUGUUUCAAGAUCGUUUAGCCAAUGCUGAUGAAUCUUAUUUUGUGCAACAUGGAAAGAGUAGAAUAUAAAACUCUUGCAAUUACUUUCGAACAUCACACAUUUUUUUUU
Solanum verrucosum is the source of this 1291-nucleotide messenger RNA. RefSeq lists its product as uncharacterized. The transcript is spliced from 15 exons. Lineage: Eukaryota; Viridiplantae; Streptophyta; Magnoliopsida; Solanales; Solanaceae. The record is from RefSeq and is a predicted model, not a curated record. Bases 70 to 1251 code for a protein of 393 amino acids.